GAAACUGUACUAUUAUAAAACCCCACUUAUCAAUCAUCUUGUUUAUGUUUACACUUACCAGUACAUAAUUCUCAACCACAGAUUUUGAAGAAAGAAGAUCACAAGCAAAAGAGAGGAAAAUGGAGCAGAUUUUAUAUGACCAAGUCGUUGCUCCUGUUGUGAAAUUUAUGGCAAGUCAUAUCACGAAACACCUAGGAUAUGUGUUUUGCUCUACAAAACAUGUUACGGGCAUGAAAGAUAAAUUGAAAGAUUUGGUGGAUACAAGCACUGAAGUUAUAGAGCACAAGAACAGAAACGAAACAAAUGAUAAAGAGAUACCUGCUCGUGUAGAGGCUUGGUUGGGAGACGUUGAGAAGGUCAAGGAUCAAGUCCAAAGCAUCCCAAAUGAUGACAUUGGAUGUUUGCACAUGAAAAAUAGGUAUCGAGUGGGAAGAAACGCUUCUAAGGCUACUAUGAGGAUCCAAGAACUUAUUUCAAAAUAUUCUGAGUUUACUUGGACCGAUGCCCCAUUGCCUACUGGAAGAGCCACAUCCUCCACCACUUCUACACCGUUAUCAUCGUCACCGGGUGGAGAUGACUUCAAGUCCAGAGACGUGCCGUUCAACGAUGCAUUGAGGCUCCUUCAACAAGACGACAACAAGAGUCAAGUGAUAGCCUUGUGUGGAAUGGGUGGUGUAGGAAAAACCACCAUGAUGGAACAACUUAAAAAAGUUGCAGAAGACAAGAAGAUGUUUGAUUUCUUUGUGAAAGUUACUAUUGGGAGAAAUCCUAACAUGUUUUCUAUUCAGAAUGAUAUAGCCAUAUGCAUAGGAGGCGAAAGUUUACGUGAAGCAACUGUAACAGCAAGGGCAGAUACUCUCCAAAGAAAAUUUAAAAGAAAGUUAGAAGAGGAUAAAAAAAAGAUUCUAGUUAUAUUAGAUGAUGUGUGGGAGAAGGUUGAAAUCAAGGAUUUUGGACUAACAAGUCCUUUGCCAAAAGGCGUCAAGUUGUUGUUGACAUCACGAGAUUCAAAAGUUUGCACACUAAUUGCGGAUACUUCCCUACUUCAAGUAGUCAGAGUCAAUGUGUUGUCAGACGCGGAAGCACAAAAUUUCCUUUCUAAAUAUACUGGAGUUUCUAUAGAACAUGAUCAAGAUCAGUUUCAAAUAGGAUGUGAUAUUGUCAAAAAAUGUGGUAAUUUGCCUCUUGCCAUCAAGCUCAUUGGCACAACCCUCAAAUCUCAAGAAACUUAUGUGUGGAGGGACACACUUAACCGUCUGAAGAAUCAUGAUCUUGAUGAUAAUGUGCAAGAAAUUAUCAGAAUAAGCUAUGAGUAUGUAAAAAAAGACGAGGAUAAAGAGAUUUUUCUGCAUUGUGGCUUGUUUCCCGAGGACACCGAUAUUCAAAUUGAGGAUCUGGUUAGACACGCAUGGGGCCUAAAGUUGUUUAAAAAUUUUUCCACUCUGAGAGAGGCUCGAGACAGGACAAAUACAUGUGUGCGCAAUCUCGUAAAUGCAAAUUUGUUGAUGGACAGUGAAGAGCUUGGAUGUGUUAAAAUGCACGAUCUUGUGCUUGCUUUUGUGUUAGAAAGAGUUUCCAAAGGUGAUUUUGCCUGGAUUGUAAACCAUGGCGAUGUUUCCUCGUGGGAUAGAGACGAAAUGAAUGAGUCUUGCAAAAGGAUGUCAUUAACAUGCAUGGGUAUGUCGGAGUUUCCGCUAGACUUCAAGUACCCAGACCUCUCUUUUAUACAACUUAUGGACGGGGAUCAGUCGCUCAAGUUUCCGGAAGAUUUGUAUGCAAGUAUGGAAAAUCUCAAAGUCAUUGCAUUUUAUAAAAUGCAAUAUCCACCGCUUCCGACAUCUCUUCAAUUUUCGACCAACCUUAAAUCACUUUGUCUUCAUAAUUGCGAAUUGAUGUCUGAUUGGUCUUUCAUUGGAGAUCUUGUGAAUUUGGAGGUGCUCAGUCUUGCUUAUUGUGACAUCAACAAGUUAUCAUCUAAGAUAGGGAAUCUAGGAAAGCUGAAGUUACUAGAUCUGACAGGAUGUGCCUACCUUCAUAUUGAUGAUGGCGUCUUUAUAAAUUUAGUCAAACUUGAAGAGCUUUAUAUGAGAGGUCUUUAUAGGGGUGGAAUCGACUUCACGGAUGCUAAUUUGGAAGAGUUAAAGAAGCUUUCAUGCCAACUUUGUGCAUUAGAGGUCCAAUUCUCUCUUAUGAACGACCUAAAAGAUCUAUCCUUUGAGAAACUUGAUAAGUUCAAGAUCUCUAUAGGUGGUAGAAACUUUGAAUUUGAAAGAGAUAUUUCAUUCAAAACUACAUUACAACUAAACCUUUUGGCCGACCACAGAAGCGGCCUUGUGGACUACAAAAUUCAUGAGUUGGUCAAGAAAUCAGAGAGUCUAUUUUUAAGUAUGUACCAUAUGAGUCAUCUUGAAGAUUUUGUUCCAGUCAAUCCUUAUGAUCAAAGCUUUUUUUUGUAUCUAAGAGACUUUCAUGUUGAUGGUUGUGGUAAUUUGAAAUACCUCUUCCCAACACAUGUGACACGUGGUUUGAGGAAACUUGAGCGCCUCACAAUUAGGUCAUGCUCUGUUUUGGAAGCAGUGGUGCAUGAUUACAAUGGCGAGAUAAAUGGUAAAGGCGAGAUGAUCAUUUUUGAGGAGCUAAAGUAUUUAUACUUAGAUGGCUUACCAAAGCUUGUACGUUUGUUCCCGGUUGACAGUGUGGUUGAGCUACCGCAACUGGUUGAACUGGAAGUUGAUGACCUUCCCAGCAUCACUAGCGUUUAUCCUGACAAUAAAAAUACUUCUGCAUGGCAACAAGCACUCUUUAAUAGUCAGGUUAGAACUUCCGAGAUGAAAAAGGUAGUUAUUAAAAGUAUGGAUAACCUGGAGCGGAUAUGGCCGAGUAGUAGUGAGGAGGAAUUUGAUAAUAUUCCCAUGUUAAGAGACGUUAGAGUGGAGGAAUGUUAUAAGCUUGAGAAUCUAUUUCCAACCAAUCCAAUGCGAUUAUUGAAACAUCUAGAACAAAUAACAAUUUCAGAGUGUAAUUCCCUUCGAGAGAUAUUCAACAUAGACUUGGAAUGUUUUGGUGAAAUUGAACAAGUUAUCAACAUCAGCUUGCGUUACAUUUCUGUGCGUGGUUUUCUUCGAGAGUGUCACGUGUGGAGUAUAAAUGGUGGUGAAAGAAACUCAAGUUUUCAUGACUUUGAUACAUAUUCGACAUAUGAACAAACUUCGCACCAACCGAGUCCAAAUUCGAUUCGGUUAAGAAGAGAAAGAGGCAAUUUGGGUGAAGCAUCGAGUGGUCAAGCCGGGGCAGACACGCGCAUGAAAGGAAAGCUUUAAGAUACAUGGCUUUACGCUUCGUUGUGUUUUUGUUAAAUUGUGUGUUAUUUGUGUAUAACUAAAUAAUGGUAAUUACUCAUAAAGUUUGGUUUGUUUAAGGUGAUGGAUUUCACAUGAAACAACCAAACGGGUCAAAAUAAGGAAUGUUGAUGAGUUUGGCUUGUUUAAAGUAAGGGAUUUCACAUGAAACAACCAAAUGGGUCAAAUAACGAAUUAAUAAUAAGCUUGGUUUGUUCCAAGUGAUGGAUUUCACACCAACAAACAAAUGGGUCAAAACGAAGUUGUAACGCAUACCGAAAUGGGUGCGAGAGUAAGGACUUCGGCAUAAACCCGAUUGAAGGGUUAAAUUUACGAAGGCAUGCAUAAAUCGGGUAACGGGAACGUGAACAAUAAAUCAAUGGACCCGGAUAAUGGGUCAUAAUCGGAAGAAUGUGAAUUCCUGAAAAUAAUUCGGACUAAUUAAGUUCGACCAUUAAAAGGUUGAACGGGUCGAAUAAGCAUAAACGCAAACCGGGUAACAGAUGCGUGAAAAGCAAAUUUAAUAACCCGGGUAAUCGGGUAAAGUCGUAAAAAUGAUGUUUUUGCGAAAAAGAUGUAAAUUUCAUAGUCUUGAUUGGUUAAACAUGCAAAUGGGUCAAAUAAAUAAACAUAUAAAUUUAGAACUGAUAGCGUAAAACAUAAAGUUAUAAACCCGAGUUAUGGGUUUAUAAGAUAAGAAUGUUGGCAAAUGUUAUUGGGUCAAGUAGAAACAAUUUUCGUGCGAAAAGGAUAAGUAAUCGGAAAGUUACGGACAUGUUUGUAAAAAAAGGGACAAGAAUGGAAAUGUUGCAGCUGGGCUGCGCCGUAGGCUACGGCUCUGGGGAUGGCUGGAAAUAACAGAAAAGGGGUACCGUAAGUUACGGCAUACAUGUCGUAGCUUGCGUCGGGUCUUCUCACCAUCUUUUUGUUUGUUUGUUUUGGUAAACUUGGGUUAUCGAACUACGUUUAAGCAUCAUAUAACUGACGUGUGAGAUGAUAUUUGAU
Helianthus annuus (common sunflower) is the source of this 4343-nucleotide messenger RNA. Its product is annotated as probable disease resistance protein At4g27220. NCBI's taxonomy places the organism in Eukaryota, Viridiplantae, Streptophyta, Magnoliopsida, Asterales, Asteraceae. The record is from RefSeq and is a predicted model, not a curated record. Gene Ontology annotation, molecular function: ADP binding. Bases 120 to 3320 code for a protein of 1066 amino acids. The transcript is spliced from 4 exons.